Messenger RNA from Chaetomium strumarium, 1934 nucleotides. RefSeq names its product mitochondrial carrier domain-containing protein. The record is from RefSeq and is a predicted model, not a curated record. Gene Ontology annotation, biological process: mitochondrial transmembrane transport. Gene Ontology annotation, cellular component: mitochondrion. The transcript has 2 exons. Bases 313 to 1719 code for a protein of 468 amino acids. Lineage: Eukaryota; Fungi; Ascomycota; Sordariomycetes; Sordariales; Chaetomiaceae.
CUCUCCGAACCGGCGACCUUUCGGACCUAGGUAAUUACAACUUUUUCUCCACGGUUAUACCAGCGCGUUGGCUCCAAGUACCGGCCGCCGCGGCUCUCAUCCUGAGCUGCGUUCUUUUCUCUUCCUCACCUACUCCCGAAGAGACGGACCGGGCGACAAUUGGUGGCGGCGACGGACUCUUCCGGUUCCGGCUCCCCCACGCGCGUGUGGAGACUGGGUUGCGCUUGAGGAAAGCGCCCUCGCGACGCCGGCAUUGCAUGCGAUCGCACUGUCAAGGUACAAGAGGAGGGUCCGAGAAUACCGAAUUCGGAGAUGGCUUCGUUUGGAGCGAACGGGCACACAGUGGGUGCUGGUCAGAACCAUGACAGGUUGACCGAAUCGCCGAGCGAGCCGGUCGAGAUCACCGCCGUGCAGAAGAUGCUGUCGGCGACGUCGGGAAGCUUGUUGACCGGUCUAUUAGCAACACCUCUCGACGUGGUGCGCGUCCGCUGGCAAUCUCAAGGAAUCUCGCAACCAUCCCCAACUCUCGACUUCACCAAGCUCGCCAUGCCCGCCGCCACCACGCCGGGCGGGAUGGCCUUCCGCCCCUCCGACCUCGGCGUGACGGCCUGCUGCCGCGAAGUCUUCUUCACCAACAACACCUCCGAGAUCUGCGUUGUCGGCCCCCGGCCGCAGUUAACCGGCGGCGCCCCAAUAAGCUGCGCCGUCGAGCAGACGCAACAACGCACCUUUACCUCCACCUUCGACGGCCUGCGCAAGAUCGCGCGCAACGAAGGCGUGACCACGCUCUGGCGCGGCCUCUCGCCGACGCUGGUCAUGGCCAUCCCCGCCAACAUCAUCUACUUCACCGGUUACGAGUGGCUGCGCUCCAACAAGGCCAGCCCCAUCUACCGAGGCGUGCGCGACGAGUACGCGCCCCUCGUGGCUGGGUCCGUCGCACGCAUCCUGGCCGCCACCGCCGUCGGCCCCAUCGAGCUGUUCCGCACCCGGCUGCAGGCCGCGCAGGGCGCGUCGAGCUCGAGCCACCUAGCCGACACCUUCCGCGGAGUCAAGGAGAUGGUCUCGGUGCACGGGUACCGUGCACUGUGGCGGGGGCUGACGCUGACGCUGUGGCGCGACGUGCCCUUCUCGGGCAUGUACUGGUGGGGAUACGAGACCAUCCGGGGACGGCUCACCGACGCGCGGGAACGGGCUCGGGGCGGCAGGCGCGAUCUGGAUUUGGAGAAGGACAUGGAGCGGGACGACAGGAGGGCGGCGCGGGCCAGGCGGCGGUCGCAGAGCCGGAGCCGGGAGAACCAUGCAGACACGUUCACCGAUAGCUUCAUUGCCGGCGCUCUGUCGGGCGGGUUUGCGAGCGUGGCGACGAUGCCGUUCGACGUUGGCAAGACGAGGACGCAGGUCUUCCGCGAUGGAAACUCCGCCUCCUCCUCCCCUUCUUCUUCAGCAGCAGCGGCGAAUGCUGCGCCCGAAGAAAGGAGCAUGGCGCGAUUGCUAUGGCAUAUCUUCCGGACCGAAGGCAUCCCGGGCUUGUUCAGGGGCUGGAUCCCGCGCACGCUCCGGGUCGCGCCGGCGUGCGCCAUCAUGAUCAGCAGCUACGAGGUGGGCAAGCGCGUGUUCAGGGGCGUCAAUGAGCGAGCGCUCGCUGAGAAGAAGGCAAAGGCGGCGGCGGCCAUGGCACGGGUGCAUGAUGAGCAUGACGGGCCUGAGCCUGAGCCGUGAUUUCAGGCCACGGCGAAGGUCGUCUUUUUGCAGCUUUCUCACCCGCGUCCGACCCAUUGGAACUCUUUAGCCACCGCCGAGUACGUGCUUGGGCUGCGAAGAGUUCAUCCAAGCGAGGGUACUCAACAGACCUUUGUCAAGGCAGUGCACAACUUCCCGGGAUCCUCCACAUCUUCUGCCUCUAUAGAAAUCCGGCAAGAAGGAGCAUCUGCUGU